CCAGCCGCUCUCAGGGCCACCAGGGGAGGUAGGGGUGUGGCCAGAGAGGGUGAAAUCUAGUUCCUGGAGACUUUACUUCUCCUUUCACUCUCAGAUGCUGCCGGCGUCCCCAAAGAGGGAAGACACGAGGAAACAGGGGAGGUGCAGCAAGCCCAGAGACCAGCUCCAAAGGGCUCAGGAGUGAACAAGCAGCGGCUCAGAGAUGAACUCUUCCCUGCCCAGGACGCCCCCGGGACACAGCAGCAUGCACCUCCACCGGCCCUGGCUCCUGCUCCUGGUGUGCGUGGCUCUCUCUGAUCAAAACCCUUGGAUUUUUGAGCUCCCGAAAACCCUCUAUGCCUGGGAGGGAACUUGCGUCUGGAUUCCUUGCACCUACAUAAUCCCAAAACUCCCCAAGCAACUGAGCAACAUCACCAUGUACCUCAAUCCUGUGUACGACACUGCCAUUAAGAGCUACACUGGGACUGUCCUGUUCAACUACACGAGGAUGGAGGAGAAGCCACCUUCACAGGGAAAGGUGCUGUUCGUGGGAGACAAGCAGCAGAACUGCACGUUCAGCAUCCGUUGGUUGCAAGUGAGCGACAGUGGGGAACUGGGGAUCAGGAUGGAGACGGAGACUGACAAGUGGAUGGAGACCAUCAACCUUAAUAUCUCCAAAAAGCCUCUUGCCCCGCACAUCCAACUCCCCUCAGCUGACAUUCGCGAGUACCAGUCAGUCACUCUAACGUGCUCGGUGAAUUUCUCCUGCUGGGAGAACCCCAUCCAAUUGCAGUGGUCCCUGGAUGGGACUGUGGUCCAAGAGACCAUCGUUACCACCGAGUCGGUCUCCACCCAGAGCAAGCUCACCUUUACACCCCAGUGGACUCAUCAUGGGCAGAACCUGACCUGUCAGCUCCAGAAUGCCACGGAACCACAUGUGCUUUCUGAGGACACGGUGCGGCUGAACGUGAAGCACAUCCCACGGUUGAAGAUCGUCGAGGUCAGUCCCAGAAAUUCCACUGUCCUGGAGGAGGCAUCUGUGACCAUGACAUGCCAGGUCAUAAGCAGCAACCCAGGCUACCAUGCCAUCUCCUGGCUCCAGAAUGAGAUCCAGCUGCCAGAGCAGAGGACACUCACGCUGACUCUGCCCAAAGUGUCCAAGGAAAUGAGUGGGAAGUACCGUUGCCAGGCCUCCAAUGUGAUGGGCUCAGGAAAGUCAGAAGAAGUGACACUCAAUGUGCUGUAUGCUCCAAAAUCGUCCAAGGUUCAGAUCUACCCGCCAACAGUUAUGGAGGGAAAGCCGGUAGAACUGACUUGCAUCUCCCAAGCCAAUCCUCCUCCAACCAAUUACACUUGGUAUCACAAUGCCAAAGAAAUGCCGGGAAGGACCGAAGCGAAAAUCCGGAUCCCAAACGCUCUCCUGUUGCAUGCUGGGAGUUACUCCUGCUUGGCAGAAAGCAGUCUUGGGCGGGGACAGCCUGGCCAGGAAACUAAGCUGGACAUCCUGUAUCCGCCCAAGGAGGUGACCACAGUAAUUCAAAGCCCCACACCCAUCCGCGAAGGAGACAGUGUGACCCUGGCCUGCAGCUACAAUUCCAGCAACCCCAGCGUCUCCCGGUACGAAUGGAGGCUCCCAGGGAACAAGCCAUCAUCGUCUGAGGUGGUGACCAUCCCCAAAGUGGCCUGGGAUGCCAAGGCUGUCACCUGUGCUGCCUGCAACAACUGGUGUUCGUGGGCGCCCCUGGUGAACUUGGAUGUCCAGUACGCCCCCAGAGGGGUGAAGGUCCGGCAGCAAGUCCAGGCUGAGAUUCGUGCUGGCCAACGUGUCACCCUGCAAUGUGAAUGCUCUGGCAGCCGCCCCCAAGAAGUGCACUUCUCCUGGAAGAAAAAUGGAAGGCCUGUGCAGGAAGGAAAAGAACUGACUUUUGACUCCAUCACCCCAGAAGAUGCUGGAAGCUACAGCUGCCUGGCCAACAACUCCGUAGGACAGAGGACAUCUGAUCCCUGGACACUCCAAGUGCUGUAUGCCCCACGUAGGCUGCAGGUGAUCAUGACCCCAGGAAACUCAGUGAUGGAGGGCAAGCAGGUGGUCCUGACCUGUGAUAGCGACGCCAACCCUCCUGUCUCCCACUAUGCAUGGCUUGACUGGAACAACCAAGAGUUCUACUUUGGCCAGAUGCUGAAGCUGGAGCCAACCACUGUCCAACACUCGGGCGCCUACCGGUGCCAGGGCACCAAUCGGCUGGGCAGGGCUGAGUCACCCCCAAGAACUCUCACCAUCUACUACAGCCCGGAGACCAUCGGCAGGCGAGUGGCCGUGGGCAUCGGCUGCUCCAUGGCCGUCCUCAUCCUGACCAUCUGGGGGUUCAAGCUUCGGCAAAAAUGGAAGAGGAUCCGCAGCCAGCAGGGGGCUCAGGACAACUUCAGUGGUCAGAGCUUCUUUGUAAAGAAUCCAAAGGUUCGAAGGCCCCCACUUCCUGAAGGCUCCCAUUCCCUGGGCUGCUACAAUCCGGUGAUGGAGGAUGGCAUCAGCUAUGCAACCUUGCGAUUUCCCGAGGUGGACACAUCAAGUGCAGGAGACACAGGGACAGCUGAACUACAGAGACCUUCCCUCAGUGGCGAGGACACAGUCACUUACUCGGUGGUGCAGAAGCGCCGAGUGGCUGACUAUGAGAAUGUGCCUCCAAAUCUCCCAGAAGAUGAAGGCAUUCAUUACUCGGAGCUGGUGCGGUUUGGGACAGGGGUGCGACCCCAGGCCCAGGAAGACGUGGACUAUGUGACCCUCAAGCAGUGACACUGGAGCAGCCGGGGUGGAGGUGCCCAGGGUGGCAGGUGUCAUGGAGAUCUCAAAGCUCCCCACACUGCUGGACACUCAGCUGCUAAAUCACAGGGCCUCCUUCCAACACACACAUGCACACACUCAUACACACACGCACAUGCAUGCAUACA
Messenger RNA from Ochotona princeps (American pika), 2928 nucleotides. It is a transcript of the gene CD22, whose product is annotated as CD22 molecule. Lineage: Eukaryota; Metazoa; Chordata; Mammalia; Lagomorpha; Ochotonidae. The transcript has 14 exons. The record is from RefSeq and is a predicted model, not a curated record. The coding region runs from base 203 to 2773 and encodes 856 amino acids.